AUACUUUCCUAAAAUCAUGAAAGCGUGUUACGUUUCGCAGCCAUUAUUAGUUUGAAUUUUUACAUUUAUGUGGCAGGGAAUCGCACACAUGUUAAAGACCAAAUACGUAAAUGUCAGUCAUUCGGCUAAGCGAAUCGGUAUAGGUAUGUGACCGGGUGCGAUCAAACAAGUUGAAACAAAGACGAAAAUUAGCUACACCAAUAGUCAGAAUUCCAAAUUAUUAUUAGUGGACGAAUUUAUAAUGGAGGGUCACCAGGUAAUAGCGCUGUACGACUUUACAGGAGAGUCAGGAACAGCAGAGUUAUCUAUUACAGCAGGAGAAGUGUUAACUGUCAUGAGAGAUAAUGUAGGUGAUGGAUGGUGUGAGGGUUUUAAUCAGAGUGGAAAAUCUGGGUUGUUUCCAGCAGCAUACGUUCAGAUUUAUGAAUCUGCAACAACUGCUUCAAAUGCUAUGACAUCGUCUCAACAAAGUUCUGGGGAUUAUUGGGAUGACGAUUGGGAUGAUGAUUCUGAAAUUGGUCAGACACAGGCAUAUGUCCCUCAACAACAACAACAACAGCAACUGCAACAACAACAACAACAUAUGAUACAGUUAACUCAACAACAUAGUGUAGAUUAUGGGGACACAGUUUCUACACCCAUCAUUCAUUCCGUAAUACCUGAAAGGCCUAUACCUAAUAUACCAAAGAAAAACAAUAAAUUUUCUACAUUAAUAAAGUCCGGUGAAGACAGUUUUCUGUUAGGAAUGAGGGUAGCUAAUGUUCCUGAAAGUGAGAAAAUAUUUAUUGAAGAAAUUGAAGGAGGACGUUGUAGAUGGGUUCCAAGAGGAGAAUCUUACAGUUGUGCAGUCACAUCUCCUAAAAAGGAAUCAAAAUUAAAAGGUCUUAAAAGUUUUACAGUUUAUCAACUUACACCUACGUUUAACAAUAUUCAAGUUUCAAGAAGAUACAAACAUUUUGAUUGGUUACACGAACGUUUGGAAGAAAAAUAUUGUUUUAUUCCUAUUCCACCGCUACCAGAUAAACAAAUAUCUGGGAGAUACGAGGAACAAUUUAUUGAACAUCGACGUACCCAACUUCAAGAGUUUGUCGAUUAUGUUUGUAGGCAUCCUGUGCUAGCACGUAGUCGUGUCUGGGAACAUUUUAUAACUUGUACAGAUGAGAAAAAAUGGAAAGCUGGAAAGAGGCAAGCCGAGAAGGAUGAAUUAUUAGGUGUAAAUUAUUUUAAUGCUGUCCAAUGUCCUGAAAUAAAUUUGGAUGUUAUCAAAGUAGAGAUUCAAACGGAUGCUUUCAGUAGAUUUAUAAGUGGAUUAGAUCCGGUAGUUAAAAAUUUUAUGGCUAUGGCUGUUGACCAAACGAAAAAAAAUCAGGUUCUCUAUAAAAGAGAAUUUCAGAAAAUUAGUCAGAGUUUUAGUGCGUUAAGUCACGCAUUGGAGGGCGACGAUAGUAGUCGAGGAAAAUUAACAUAUGCACUAAAAGUAACAGGAGAUGCUUAUAAUGAUAUAGGUAAAUUAUACGAAGAACAACCUAAAUUUGAUUGGGAGCCUCUUGCCGAUAAAUUUCACAUUUAUAGAGGGAUUAUCAGUAGUUUCCCAGACGUGAUAAAUAUACACAAGAGUGCUGUCCAGAAACGAAAAGAUUGCGAAAGAUUAGUAAGCGAGCACAAAAUGGAACCGCAACAAUUACGAGAACUUUCUCAUCGGACAGAUAUAAUAGCGCGGACUGUUUUCGCUGAAGAAACGCACUUUCAAACAGAGAAAGAAAUUCAUUUAACUCAAGCCAUGAAAACUCAUCUCAAAGAGCAAAUUACAUUCUAUCAAAAGAUUGUAGAUAGAUUACGAGAAGCAUUAAGUGCUUAUGAAAGUUAAAAUGUAUAUGUAAUGUAAUGUUAUGUAAAAAUGCUUCAUUUACAGUAUAAUAUUGAAACGAGCUGUUUAGUUUAAGAUGUGUAAACUAUACGAAACAGUAGACAAAAGCUACACGUUAAAAUUAUACGGGGUAUGUAUUCGUAUUUAAAUCACGAAUACAAUUUCAGAUGUAUUACGUUUAUAAUAAUGAUAAGCGAUAAUCGCAGAAGAAGGAUAUAUGAGUUAAAAAAUGGGGCCAAUCAUUUGUUCUCAGAUGUUAUUACCAAGAAUCAUACGUGUACAGGGUGUUUCAGCUAUGGAUGGGGAUCCUCCUUGCGGGGGGUGUUAGCAGGGGUGACACUGAACAACUUUUUCCUUUACUAAAAUGUUCAUCAAGGCUUAGUUUUUGAAUUAUUAAUGAAAAAUUCCGCUAGCACCCCCUGCAAGGAUGCCCACCUGUAGCCGAACACCCUGUAUAAAAAUAUGAAUAUAUUUCCUACGACUACACAUUUCCUAUUUACAAUAUUUUAUGUAUUUUUUAAAUAAUACAAUCGUGUAUCAUUGUGAAGCAAUUAAUCAAAUAAGAAAAGUAAUGGUCAGAAUAAAAUGUAACUUUCCAAACACAGAUAAUUAAUAUCAA
Osmia lignaria (orchard mason bee) is the source of this 2486-nucleotide messenger RNA. RefSeq names its product sorting nexin 33-like protein SH3PX1 (gene SH3PX1). Gene Ontology annotation, cellular component: cytoplasmic vesicle; plasma membrane. Gene Ontology annotation, biological process: plasma membrane tubulation; endosomal transport; endocytosis. Gene Ontology annotation, molecular function: phosphatidylinositol binding; protein binding. The record is from RefSeq and is a predicted model, not a curated record. Lineage: Eukaryota; Metazoa; Arthropoda; Insecta; Hymenoptera; Megachilidae.